Messenger RNA from Phytophthora infestans T30-4, 408 nucleotides. RefSeq lists its product as uncharacterized. The transcript is spliced from 2 exons. NCBI's taxonomy places the organism in Eukaryota, Oomycota, Peronosporomycetes, Peronosporales, Peronosporaceae. The record is from RefSeq and is a predicted model, not a curated record. Bases 1 to 408 code for a protein of 135 amino acids.
AUGCGGGAAGUGAUUGCCCAGAAGCACUUUGCAGCCAAGUAUGAUGAUGCGGCUAGUUUGAGGGCACAAGUGGCAGAGCGAGUAUCUACAGCGAUCAAGGAGCCGCUACUAGAGAAAAAAGUACGGGAUCGUGUUCGUCUUCUCAAGAAAAACUGGCGCGCGGGGGAGCUCCGUUCGGCGUUAGGAAGCGGCAUCGAGGAAACAUUUGACGCUGUUAAUGAGCAGAGCCACUACGAGACACUGGCUGGGUUAGUUGGUCAGUAUGGGCUGCUGGAAGAUGCAUUUAAAUAUGACAAGGCGGGUCGUAUCAAUAAGAAGAAGGAGGACGAAGCCAAGGCGACUCGCUUGGAUGCCCAGCGUCCGUGGAAUUGGAUGGUGAGUGUGUCAACUCCGGCCCGGUACAUGUGA